AUGUCAAAUGAGCCAGUGACUCCUCCUAAGAAAAGUAUGUCAGAAAGAACAAAAAAGAAGAUCAAAUAUUACAUCACAAAGGCGAUUAAGAAAUGUGGUACAAAACCAGUCCGUGUUACCAUACAUAGGCGAAAUAAGGCGCCUUGUGUGCUGAUGCUAACACGAAAUGAAGAAAACAAGAUACAAACGCAGGUGAUACAAACAUGUUGA
Molecule: messenger RNA, 210 nt
Organism: Enterospora canceri
Lineage: Eukaryota; Fungi; Microsporidia; Enterocytozoonidae
Source: the annotation of a GenBank genome assembly